This is a messenger RNA of Owenia fusiformis, 898 nucleotides long. Lineage: Eukaryota; Metazoa; Annelida; Polychaeta; Sabellida; Oweniidae. The record is from the annotation of a GenBank genome assembly.
UAUUGCCUUUGCUUGUUUAUUUACUCCAGCAGGCCACUCUUUUGUGUUAAUCUGUAUUUUAUUUGUACUUAAUAAGGGUUUCUUGUUUUUUUUUCUAGGUAGAUUCAUUUUGAACUCAGUGAUGACCUGUCAUCCUUCCCCUGAGAUGUUCCCUAUUAAGAUAGAUGACUUACUGCCUGAAGUGAAACGUAAAGUUAAAGCCAAGAAGGCUAAGGACAUUAAAGACAAUGAGGACAUUAAAGACAAUGAAAAUGUAGGAGAAAAUAGUGUAACUGAAGAGAAAGCUGCAAUUGCAUCGGCAUCGUGAUAAUUUUCACAUCACCACGAGUGGUAGCAUUGGUAGUUAUUGGUUUUCAACCAUGCUGCUAAUAGAUAAUGUGCAUGCUAGAAGUUUAUUAUAAAUAAAUUGAAUAUUAUAUAAAAGAUUAUUUUCAGUUAUUUUGGGAUGGAACGGCUUUGCUUUAUGAAUAAGUUCUCUACUGUUUUUGAUACAAAGUACUGUAUUGGGUAAAUAGGGUUUGUAGGCUGGCCAAAGUUUCAGCAGUCAAAAUUCUCCACAUUUGUGAAAAGUGCUUCUGGAUUGGUGCAAAUUUAUUGAUAGACUUCUCCAUUAAAUCCAGACCCCUUUUGGUAAACCAAGGAAAUGAGGGUGGUGGACUUUUCUAUAAAUCCUGCCAUCCUUGGAUCCAUCAGAAAAACUAUAAUAUAUUGACUAAAUUGAUGAUGUCAUCGGUUGUAGGAGGCAGCAAUCUGUCCACGCAAAAAUAUGAUUUACUUAUUGCUAAUUUUGAAAAAGAACAACCAAUGACAUCGUCAUUCUAGCCAAUAUAUAAAAGCAUUAAGAAGAUUUUGAAAAUUAAGUCUCAGUCACUUUUGCUCUACGAUGGUCAUAACCAAA